AUGUUUGAAAACUUCUCUUUCACAUCACCGUCUUCACGGCCUGCCCGACUAGCCCUGGACCCAGACGACCGCCUGAUGGUCGACGGCGACAGCAACCUCAUCUCGCCUCUUUCCUCCCGCUGCCCAUCACCGCAAUCGCACCGCUUCCGCAAUAUAUCGCGCUCGCGCUCGUCGCACUUCCACCGCUCCCAACAACCCCCCACCUCCGUCCCCUUCCCCUAUGACGCAGACCACAAGCGGCUGUCCAUCUCGACACUGACUCAGAAAUUGCACGAGCAUACCCUCGCUACGCCGACUAGCGACAGCUACUCGUUUCAAACCCCCAAUCAGCGCUUUGCUCAGGGUCCAGGACAGGGUGGUGGGGGCUACGGCUACGACGGACGAUAUACGCCCCGCUCCCGGUAUGGCGGCUACAGCCACGGACUCGUCCUCACUCCACCGGAAACAGACCAUUCAGAUGACUCUGGUGUAGACGGCUUCUCAUCGCCAUCUGCGUCGUCAAACCCAAGUCCGACAUUUAUGCCGCCGGAUCUCCUGUCCGAUCUGCCCGAGUUCGGGCUGGAUAGUCACCCACACCCGCUCCCGGGUCCGGGCCAUGGUCAGAGUCAGAGCCAGAGUCAGAGUCAGGAUAUCAGGAUGCAACGGCAGCAGAUUUCCAGGUUACAGUGUAACCAAUCUGAAGUGGAAGCCAUGCAGCGGAGUCUAUUAGCAGAGGAAGGGACUGUAGGAGGUGGCGAUCCAUCGCGUGAAGAAGACGAUUGCCACCCGAGUGAUUUACCGCCACGAUUGUCGCCGCGGCGGAGGGCUGUUACGCUUGCCCGAUCGAGGUUUGGACCGGAGACGGCGUCGGAUGCGAGGGCUAGGAGGAAGAGUAGUUGUGGGGCCCUUUUGUCGAGUCGUGUUGAUAAGACUCAUUUGAGUGGGUAUGCUGGGAUUGGGAAAAAGAGGAGUGAUAAUGGGCUUCGACGCAAGAGCCUUGUUAGUGCUGCUUUGGCUUCUAUGGUUGAGAGGGAGUGA
Molecule: messenger RNA, 1017 nt
Organism: Penicillium nucicola
Lineage: Eukaryota; Fungi; Ascomycota; Eurotiomycetes; Eurotiales; Aspergillaceae
Exons: 1
Coding region: 1-1017 (338 amino acids)
Source: RefSeq, a predicted model, not a curated record